Molecule: messenger RNA, 2374 nt
Organism: Pocillopora verrucosa
Lineage: Eukaryota; Metazoa; Cnidaria; Anthozoa; Scleractinia; Pocilloporidae
Product: vesicular integral-membrane protein VIP36-like
Biological process (GO): endoplasmic reticulum to Golgi vesicle-mediated transport
Cellular component (GO): COPII-coated ER to Golgi transport vesicle; endoplasmic reticulum-Golgi intermediate compartment; Golgi membrane
Molecular function (GO): D-mannose binding
Source: RefSeq, a predicted model, not a curated record
AUGGAGUACUUGAACACUUACCUCGCGGUAUUUCUCCUGUUUCUUUCGAAAGUUUUAGCUGAAGGCGAAACGAAAGGAUACCUUCGUAGAGAGCAUUCCGUUUUAAAAGGGGCUGGUCCUUCUAUUCCUUAUUGGGAUUUCCUUGGAAGUACAUUUAUUUCCAGCAGCUACAUUAGAUUAACACCUGACCAUCAAAGUAAGAAAGGGGGUUUGUGGAAUAAUGUGCCAUGUCAUGUCAAAGACUGGGAAAUGUUAAUUCAUUUUAAAGUACAUGGAGUUGGUGACACAUUAUUUGGAGAUGGAUUUGCAUUUUGGUAUUCCAAAGACAGGAUGCAAGAAGGUGAUGUAUUUGGUAGCAAGGAUUAUUUUUAUGGUCUUGGAGUAUUCUUUGACACCUACAGUAACCACAAUGGUGAACAUCAGCAUGAUCACCCUUACAUUUCUGUAAUGGUUGGAAAUGGAUCUCUUCACUACGAUCACGAUCGAGAUGGAACACAUAGUCAAGUGGCUGGCUGCUCACAAAGUUUUCGUGGAAGAGGUCAUGAUACCUAUGCACUGAUCCGUUAUUCUGGAACACAGAAUCGUCUGACAAUACUGGUGGACGUAGAGAACAAGAACGAGUGGGAGGAUUGUUUAGAUGUAGGUGGUGUGAAGCUGCCAACAGGAUUGUAUUUUGGAACAACAGCAGCUACAGGACAACUUGCUGAUAACCACGACAUCAUAUCCUUGAAGUUCUACGAAACUGAAAUGCCAAUGUCGUCUGAUUCUAAAGGAGCUGAUGAAGAUCGAGCCAAAAUAGUUCCGUUUGCAUCUGGUGCCGAACAAUACAGAGAACGCGUAGAGGACGUGCAAGGCAGUUUUUCAUCUAAGACUGUAAAGGUCUUCAGCUGGCUCUUCUGGUUUGCCCUUGUUGCCGUAUGUGUCGUUGGAGUCUCUAUUUACGUAUACCAGAAACGUCAAGAAGACUCCAGGAAAAGAUUUUACUGAGUGACAAUGAACGCUGGUCUUGAAGUUGGACACUUAACUCAAAAGUCAAAACAUUGUUCGUGCGGAGACUCAAUUUCUUGAUAAAGUAUGGAAAUUUGCCAAAGCCUUGAGGAGAAAAAAAGGAAAAGUGUGGUGUCUUAUAUGAGGUGCGACAGGUGUUUCACCAAUUGAUGGAUUAAAUAUUUUUAAAUAGCCUAAUUAACCCAAAGUGCCUCGGCCAAAACGUUUCAUGAAUGGAAUCAGAGCGUUUGCAAUCGUGGAUCGAAGCCUGGGCAUUCAUAUUUUUCUCAGACCUUGUGAUUGGAGUCUCAACUUUGAGUGUGGAAAUUGAAAUGAUCGAUUAGAAAAAAAAGUAGUGAAUUUGGUACAGAAAAUGCACACUUAUCCUUGGAAAGGAAAUGUAUUUCCUGCGAUGGAAUCAAGAUGAUUUAUUUCAUAAACUUUUCCCAAUCUUGAAAACACAAAGAUGUUUAUUUAAACAAGUUUUAUCGAUAGGUCUGACAACCAUUAGUAGAAAAUUAGAAUUUUUCUCAUCGUCUGGGUGUAGAGCGGAAGAAGUGAUAAUUUAGGGAAAUCGUCAAUAUUUAUACAUAAGUACUCGCUGUUUAGAAAUUAUAGCUUAAUCCGGACUGCACAAGUAGAUAAGUAGAGCAUAGUUUAAUUGAGUGUCGAAAGUUAUCUUUGUGUUGGUUUUGUUUUGUUUGCUCCAAAACUGGCGUGAGAAUCUCGUUUCACCCUCUCAACCAAUCAGGUGCAAGACAGAAACCAAUCACGACUUAGGCGCUCACGAUUUCCCGCGCUUUAGGCAGUGUAAGUGAAAAUACCUCUGAUUGACUCUGUCUGGUAUUUUCCUUUUGGACUGGACCUUCUGAUUGCUUUGGCGUUAGUUUUUUACUCUCCUUAAAAACGUGCUCCAUUUUUUACUCGGUUUUCCGUUAGGCUAGAUACGGUAUCCACUCUUUUAGGGUUAGAUUAGUGUAAUGAGAACUUAAAGACAUUUCAGUCAGGAGCUUCUAGUUGUGUUCAAUAGCAUUCGUCAAACAAUCAAACCGCUUUGAAUCCGCUUUGGGGGGGGGGGGGGAUGGAGUGGUAUGGGAAGUAGGGCAAAUAACUAUCUCCUUAAUAAACCUAUGUUUGCUCUGCUUUCCCCUCCUCCCGUCACGCAAACCAAGAGAUUUACCUAUUAGUUUACGUUCACGGGCGUAGCGUUUAGUAAAGCACAAAUUUAAGACUGGGCCAAAUAUUGCCCGCAAAAUGUUACCAUCAAAAUGAAGUUAGAGAAUGUUAGCUUUACAUGGAUAAAAAUGGCUUUUUAAUGAAUUGUUAUUCCAUCUAGUUUUUUUGUAGCUACUGAAUGUCAAAUAUAUUGUUCCAUGUCCUUGUUAGA